AUGGAGCGGGGGAGGUGGGGCGUGACGUCACGGAGGAACGAGGAGGAUGCCGAACUAGCAAAGAAACAAGAUGCUGAUUCCCUAUCUCCAGAUGACCUUGAUGACAUGUCCCCCAUACCAGCACCUGUUCGCCAGCCCAGGCGUGGGGCAUUCUCUGCGGAACCCAUCAGUGAAGAGGAUGCUACCACUUAUGUCAAAAAGGUGGUUCCCAAAGACUACAAGACGAUGGAAGCCCUGUCGAGGGCAAUUGCAAAGAAUGUGCUCUUCUCUCAUCUGGAUGACAACGAACGGUCUGACAUUUUUGAUGCCAUGUUCCCAGUCAUGGCUCUGCCUGGUGAAGUCAUCAUUGAACAAGGGGAUUCUGGUGACAACUUCUAUAUAAUUGAUCAGGGUGAAGUUGAGAUCUACAAAAAUGGGGAGCUGGUGGCCUCUGUUGGAGAAGGAGGGAGCUUUGGAGAGUUGGCUCUCAUUUAUGGGACUCCUAGAGCUGCAACAGUGAAGGCCAAGACAGAUGUGAAACUUUGGGGCAUCGACAGGGACUCUUAUCGACGCAUCCUCAUGGGAUCCACCAUCCGCAAAAGAAAAAUGUACGAGGACUUCCUCGCCAAAGUGCCUAUACUGGAGACCUUGAAUAAGUGGGAGCGUUCCAUUGUGGCCGAUGCAUUGGAGCAAGUGAAUUUCAAAGAUGGAGCGAUAGUUGUUAAACAGGGUGAUCCAGGUGAUGACUUCUUCAUCAUCCUAGAAGGCACAGCCGAUGUCCUCCAGCAACAGGAGCGUGCUCCUGGUGAACCCCCAGUUCACGUUGGGACUCUUUCUUCCUCUGACUAUUUCGGAGAAAUAGCCCUGCUGCUAGACCGACCACGUGCUGCCACCAUCAUCGCCCGUGGGCCUCUAAAGUGUGUCAAGUUGGAUCGAGCACGGUUCGAACGUGUGAUGGGAUCCUGUGGAGACAUCCUGAAGAGGAACAUCCGACUCUACAACAGCUAUGUGUCCCUUUCCGUCUAAAUGUGAUUCCCCGUCCUGGUCCAUCAACGAUUCGUGGGUUGUCAUUUGUCAUCCCAGGUAACCGGGAGUGGGAGGGAACGAUUUCCAUGCGAUUCGUCUCUGCCUGCCAUUCCUCUUUCCAGCUGUUGUUUCUGCAGAUCAUCUAUAGUGAGAGAGAAGAAAAAAAAAAAAAGAACGGACUUUCGUCUGCUGGUCAGAUCGCGUGUGGUCCCAAGAGAGAAUGAGUGUUUUAUGCGUCCCUAGUCAGUAAUACGUGGGUCGUUUCUCGGCUUCUUCCUCACUAACAUCGAUGUUCGAGUCUGGGUGCCAUGUCUCGUCGAGUAAGUGAUGCGUGUGUGGUGCGUGCUCAGAAGCGUGUGCGUGUGCAGAGGGACGUCGUAGAAGUGAGACUAGGAAUUCCCCCUUCAGAAAUAUAUAUGUAUAUCCUGCCGUGCAACGGAACGCGGAGUUGCCCGUGAGACUCCGUCGGGACACGUCUUCCUUUGGAGAAAAAAAAAAUUGAGUGAGAAUAAGUUCCAGUAAUUUAUUCGUGUCUAUCGAGUGAUCCGUAGGGUGCCAUUUUCACGCGAGGGGGAAAAACCCUUGCACCAUAGUCACACGAAGAUAUGCUAGCUUAUUCACUGUUCACUAACGAGCCGCCCAGGUGAGAAACUAUGCAGCGUCUGCCUCUCUUUUCCCCCGUAACAAGUGAUGAGCCUGCAUUUAUCCCCCUCACUGGCUGUCCCAAUCAAAACAAAAUCUCACAUUUUCCAUGUAAUCUGCAGGAGUUUUUUGAAAUAAAUAAUCUGUUCAGGAACGGUCCCCA
Darwinula stevensoni is the source of this 1810-nucleotide messenger RNA. The record is from the annotation of a GenBank genome assembly. NCBI's taxonomy places the organism in Eukaryota, Metazoa, Arthropoda, Ostracoda, Podocopida, Darwinulidae.